This is a messenger RNA of Euleptes europaea (tarantolino), 1882 nucleotides long. RefSeq names its product TUB bipartite transcription factor (gene TUB). The transcript has 12 exons. Gene Ontology annotation, cellular component: cilium. NCBI's taxonomy places the organism in Eukaryota, Metazoa, Chordata, Lepidosauria, Squamata, Sphaerodactylidae. Bases 43 to 1563 code for a protein of 506 amino acids. The record is from RefSeq and is a predicted model, not a curated record. Gene Ontology annotation, biological process: protein localization to cilium.
AUUGGGGAGACUGCAGAGAGUAGAAGUGCUGAGCUGCAGAGGAUGGACGGUGUUAGCGGCAACAAGACGAUGUCUUACAGUCGAUGGAGUUACGACAGUGUUUUAGAUGAUGAGAGCAGCAAUCUGCGACAACAGAAGCUUGACAGACAGCGAGCAUUGCUAGAACAGAAACAGAAAAAAAAACGCCAGGAGCCGCUGAUGGUUCAGUCCAAUGUGGACAGUCGCACCAGAACCCGCAGAAUGAAACAGUCAGAAGAACAAGCACCACUAGUGGAAUCUUACCUCAACAGCAACAGCAACACCAUUUAUCAUGCAGUACAGGAUGCUGAGCAAGAAGAUGUAAAAGUGGUAGCAGACUCACAAGCUCCAAAAUCAACUAAAAAAACCAAGGCAGCUACAGGAGGCUGUCAAACUGGCAACACCAGGAAGGAGAAAAAGGGGAAGCAUAAAGGAAUUGAUGGUCCCGCUGCUUUUCAGGAUGAUGUACAAGAAGUAGGGAGCCAGGUUCAGAUUCUUACUGUUGGAGAGGCUUGCCAAGUUGAAGAUGAAGGUGAGACAUUGGCUAGCAAUCAGCAACAAAGCAAACAGGACCUUCGAGUAACAAUGCAGAAAAAAGGUAUUUCAAGCAGCAUGAAUUUUGAUGAAGAGGAGGAUGAGGAGGAUGAAGACAGUUCAAGUUCCUCCCAGAUAAACAGUAACACUCGACCAGGUUCUGCAACAAGCAAGAAAUCAAACAAGGAGACAGCUGCAGGGCCCAGCCCUUCGACAAACAGCCCUGUAAUAGACGUUGAUGACCUGGAGGAAUUUGCUGUGAGACCUGCUCCUCAGGGUGCUACUGUCAAAUGCCGAAUCACGAGAGACAAGAAGGGAAUGGACCGUGGAAUGUACCCUACUUACUACCUCCACUUGGAAAGGGAGGACGGUAAAAAGGUGUUCCUGUUAGCUGGAAGGAAGCGAAAGAAGAGCAAAACCUCAAAUUACCUCAUCUCCAUAGACCCAACAGAUCUGUCACGAGGAGGAGAGAGUUUCAUUGGGAAACUAAGAUCAAACCUCAUGGGUACUAAGUUUACAGUUUAUGAUAAUGGAGUAAACCCAAUGAAAACAACAGUGAGUUUAGAGACAAGUAAUUUACGCCAGGAGCUAGCUGCCAUUUGCUAUGAGACAAAUGUCUUGGGGUUUAAAGGUCCUCGCAAAAUGAGUGUCGUCAUACCAGGAAUGAAUAUGGACCAUGAAAGGGUUUCCAUCAGACCACGCAAUGAACAUGAAACACUUCUUGCAAGGUGGCAGAACAAGAAUACAGAGAGUGUCAUUGAGCUGCACAACAAAACCCCCGUCUGGAAUGACGACACCCAAUCUUAUGUUUUAAAUUUCCAUGGUCGUGUAACACAGGCCUCCGUGAAAAACUUCCAAAUUAUUCAUGAUAACGAUCCUGACUACAUAGUGAUGCAGUUUGGCCGUGUAGCUGAGGAUAUUUUCACGAUGGACUACAACUAUCCAAUGUGUGCACUUCAAGCCUUUGCUAUUGCUCUGUCCAGUUUUGACAGCAAGUUGGCUUGUGAGUGAACAGGUCGUACCUGAGUCUUGCUCGGCCAAAGCCGUGUACCACCAGAAGACGACGACAAUAGACGUCCCAGAUGUAAUCUGGUGUUUCAUACUUUGAUGGAGCAGGUAAAAUUUGCAUUCUGAAGGACCAACCCUCUUGCUGGGGAGAAAAUAUUUUAAAAUUCAGAACUUUUGGAAAAUAUUUUUUUCUUUCUAUUCUCUAUUUUUCUGCAAGUGGCAUCAGAGAUCUGUAAAUAGAAGUCCUAUCUUAUGUCCUCAGUUCUGUUAUGAAGAUGUGCCAUGAUGUACUGUACCGUGGCUUAAGCAAAAACACCAUUGG